AUGAAAUCAGCGAAUGGGCCGAUACGUCUUCAUCUAGUAUGGCUGUCCAGCUCCGCGCAGCGUUGACAGACCCCUUUUUCCUUGUGGCUGUUUUCUGUCUUAGUGAUGUUCUCGCGACCACCUUGCCUGUCAGUAAACUGUUACAGAAGUCCUCACUCACUUUGGACGUAGCGACGUCAGAAAUAUCUAACCUUGUGUCGGUUUUGUCUUCGCGCCGUGAGAAUAAUGUUGAGCACUUCAAAGGCAUCUGGAAGAAAAUCGAAGACAUGACCAAAAUUCUUGAUGUCGUCAUUCGAAUUCCAAGAAGAUGUAUCCGUCAAGGAUUCCGAGAUAACUAUUCAACGGACUCACCGCAAGAGUACUUCCGUCUAGCCGUCUUCAAUCCUCUCCUUGACUUCAUUGUGAUGGACCUUAAAGACCGAUUUCCACCCGAAGUAAUACAAGUAUUCAAUUUACCUUGGCUUCUACCAGAGAAUAUGCUAAGUUCUGCGGCUGACUUGGACCUAAAACAAAAAACCACACAGUUUGUAGACUCAUUUUUUUCAUUGUUGCCUUGCAGUAGUCCUGAAAUGGCAAAACUGCAGCUCAGCGCCGAAUUGGAAUUAUGGUACAGUAAGUGGUCGAGAGGGGAUCCAAACAACUUACCAAAGUCAAAGUCAUCUGCAGAUGUUCUUCAAUCUUGCGAUAAGGAGGCAUACCAGUUAAUUAACCACCUCUUAGUUAUUUUGACUACCCUCCCUGUGAGCAACGCAACCCCAGAAAGGUCAUUUUCAGGAUUGAGGCGUCUUAAGACGUGGCUAAGAAGCACAAUGCGCCAAGACCGCUUAACUGGAUUGGCCCUCAUGCUUACGCACAGAGAUGUUAAUGUAGAUAUUGAAAAAGUAAUAGAUAGAUUUGCUAAGACGAGAGGUGGUAAGCAUCGGCUAGAAUUUGCUUUGGAUUAAUUAAGCUUGACAGUGUAGUAGUAGAAAUUGGAAAUUCGAUAUGUUAUGUUUUUAGAAUUGUUCAUGAAUAAAAUACUCUUAUUGCACUGUACCAUUAA
Homalodisca vitripennis (glassy-winged sharpshooter) is the source of this 1042-nucleotide messenger RNA. RefSeq names its product zinc finger MYM-type protein 1-like. The coding region runs from base 39 to 944 and encodes 301 amino acids. Gene Ontology annotation, molecular function: protein dimerization activity. The record is from RefSeq and is a predicted model, not a curated record. NCBI's taxonomy places the organism in Eukaryota, Metazoa, Arthropoda, Insecta, Hemiptera, Cicadellidae. The transcript has a single exon.